AAUGCAUCACCCUGCAGCCACAGACAUAUUUUAACGUGUUUAUUCCUCUACAACGGCCUGAGGGGGGUUUGUCUGUGACGUCUUAUUUGGUGGGAGACGCACAAAUUUGAACUGCGUAUGAAAAUUAGAGUCCAGAACACGGGGAACAGGGCGCAGCCAUGACAGAGAAAAGUUUUGGUGUGUGGAAAACCCUGCUGUUGGGAAUGUGUGUGCUGCUGCUACUGGGCAGUGCAGGUUGGAUUUUCUUGCUGGUUCAACACAGAGAGCUGGUAAAGGAGCUGGCCAGGCUGCAGUCCCAGGUGCAGGAACUGUCUCAGAGCUGCAGGCUGCAAGCAAGAAAGCAUCAGGAUGAAACUGGAGAAGUGGGAGAACUGAAGAAGCUCCACCGCAGCAGGAGGGACCAGGUGGACGAAGUGAUCCAAAAACAAGACCAGGAUAUGCUGAUGCUGAUGACAUACUCCAUGAUUCCAACAAAAGCCCUUGUGGAUCUGUGCAACGACUCCAGAGGACUUUGUAUAACAGGUCCAGCUGGACCUCCAGGAAGACGUGGCCCACCUGGACCGAGGGGUGAAGUUGGCCCAAUGGGCAGAAGAGGGAAGAAAGGCCCUCCCGGUCCCCCUGGUAAACCCUGUAGCACCUGUUGUUUCCCUGAAGUUAGAAACCAGACCAGCAGAGAUAGAAUUCAUCAGUCCAACUUCUCCAAAGGAACACCAACACCACCAGCUGACAACUCCAGAUAUGCUUUAAACUUUACUGAUGUUAACAAACUUCUGGACACAGAUACAACACCUGAGCCUCUGUCUUUGCAUCCAAACUCCAGCCAUGUCUCAUUGAAUGAAACUAAUGUGGAAAAUUUCACUGAAGCUCCUAAUGGAUAUUUUCUAUCUUAUUCUCCCACAGUGCAACCUACUGUGGACUUAAGGGACAGCAGUGAUGCCUUUGGAAAUGUAACAGACAGCAUUUCAGCCACAGAGUUGGUUUCUCCUCAUCCAUACAUCAAACGUAAAAGCUGGAGUGAAAGCGGUUCAGAAAAUGGAACAGAAACAUCACCUUUGAUGUUAACAGCACAAAAUCUAACUCAGGAUGGAGAGGAAAUCCUCAACAUGACUGACUUUGAGAAAUUUCACUCAGAUUUUGAUCAUGACAAACAUGAGACUCAGCCAACUUUCACUGAUUCUGAGAAUAAUACAGACUCAAACCUCGAAUCUGGGAAAGAGUCAUUUUACCAAAAUGACUCCUUACAUGACUCAUACACAAAUGUGACACAAGGGCCAUUUCAUUUACUGCAUUUAGACUCAAAGGAUUCAAACCAAAGCAGAGACACUAUAAAUGAUAGUGGAGCUGCUAAUAAAACAAGCAUGGAAGGAGAGUGGUCUGCAUUACUUUUAGCUGAGAACACCACAGAUGAUCUCAAUGUGACUGAGUUUAACAAUCUUUUGACUGCAAUCACAAAACUUGAGGAAGUGAUAUUUUACCAAGGAGAAAACCAUGAGUCCUUGAAUGUUUCUGGUAAAGAAAAUUCCACAAAGGCUCCAGUAAAAAUGCUUAAAGAGUCCCUUGAUGAAGACCAAAGGACUGACCUUUUUCAUGACAGCAGAAAUUUUAAUCCAACAAUGAUAUAUGAAACCACAACAGUUCCGGAAAACUUCAGGGAGGAUUUCAAUGAUUCUUACUUCAAUGAACAGACAAACAGACAAGUGGAAACUGUAUCGUUUCAAGACAGCAGGCAUGAGAUCUUCAAUGAGAUCUUCAAUGAGAUCUUCAAUGAGACCUUCAAUGAGACCUUCAAUGACAUCAAAAGAAAGAGUUCAACAGAUUCACCAACAACUUUGCUAACAAGUGUGGAUCAAAGGAAAGAUGCGUUAAAUGACAGCGGAGACAUUGAAGACAAACCAACAAAAAAGAACUUCUCACAGCAUCUCUUGACUAACAAUAACAAAAAUGGAGCAACCAAACUGCCAAAAACAGAAUGUAAAAUUAGAAGCAUCAAAUGUUCAGAGAGGUCCAUCUCAGUGGAAAGCACAUUUGGAGCAUGGAUGUUUGAUGCUUCACGGCAGGAUAACGGGCGAUUGUGGGUGGCCCAUCAUUUUUCAGGUCAGAAAUUACUGGAGUUCAGAAACGUUUCCUCAUUUCAUGAUGCAGACAACAAAACUGUUAAAGUUUGGAAGUUCUACCAAGGGUGUGGACACGUUAUUUAUGAGGGUGCAUUUUAUUAUCAAAUUGGAGGAACAAAUACACUUGUAAAGUUUGAUUUAAAGACAAACAGAACAACCUCUCUGACCAUCAAACAAAGCAAAUAUAAAAGCCUAACUUACCUCUUCAAAAACUCAAAGACGUAUUUCAAGUUUGCUGUGGAUGAAAAUGGACUGUGGGUCAUUUUUGCAUCCAAUGCAGAGGACAACAUAAUGGUGUCAAAGCUCAGCUCGGACACAUUCUUGGUGGAGCGCACCAUUAACACUUCAUACCCUACAGCCAAAGCAGGGAAUGCUUUCAUCGUUUGUGGGGUUCUGUAUUUUACAGAUGACAAUGACAAACAAGUGACUUAUGCUUUUGAUCUGAAGACAGAGGUUCCACUGAAUGUAAAAAUUGACUUAAGGCCAGGCCAUGGCACCUUGGCGAUGGUGUCCUACUAUCCCACCAAAAGAUUUUUGUAUUUGUGGGACAACAAAGGUAUAACAACCUGUCGAGUUAAAGUCAAACAGAACUAAACAAAAUAUUGACUGAAGAACCAUAAAAAUUUUUCCAGAUUAUUGUGGGAUUUAGUUAAUGAUCAACUUUGUAAAAAAAUAAAAAAACAGUGGAGAAAAUUGUAAGUUCCCCUUUGGGCUUUUUUUUUUUGACACAUCUGACCCCAAAUUAUUGAACAUUGUUUAUAAGUGAACCUUAUCAAUACCAGAACAUUAUAUAAUUUGCAAACCAUGACCUGAUCUAUACUAUUGAUAGGUAAAUACAUGUCUUCACAGCGUGGCUCAAUCUCCAAAGGUGUGCUUUUGGUGUCAAAAAUGGGAUAUUUAUGUAAAGAUUUGCAAUGUAACAUUUUUAUUGUGAACAUGUAAACUUUGGGUACACGAUGUAAGAAAACAAAAACAUUAAAAAAAUUGAUUAAUUUUU
Oryzias latipes (Japanese medaka) is the source of this 3111-nucleotide messenger RNA. RefSeq lists its product as uncharacterized. Gene Ontology annotation, cellular component: cell surface. The record is from RefSeq and is a predicted model, not a curated record. Gene Ontology annotation, biological process: signal transduction. NCBI's taxonomy places the organism in Eukaryota, Metazoa, Chordata, Actinopteri, Beloniformes, Adrianichthyidae.